AUAAAUAUUGAAACAAAUUAUUUCUUCAAUAUCCAUCAAAAUAAAGAAUUUCCUAAUAACUACUUAAUCUACCUAAUUAUUUUAUAUCUAGAAUAAAAAAAUGUUAAACACAUCCACUAAUAAUAUCAACAAAACCCCAUUAUGUGCACUUCCAAAGCGUUUUGUUGUAGGAAGUGAACCAAAUUUUGUGCAACCUUUUGGCUAUCGUAAGGAAAACAAUGCAUCAAUCGGUGCACUGUUUUCCUGCCGAAAAUUUAAUGGUGAUGCUUAUGCUGUUAGGGCACGCCGUUGUCGAAACGGCGGUCUUAAAGUUAAAGCAGUAACAUCAACAGAUAGUGAACAAGCUGUUGGUGUUAAGGCAAUCAUCUCAGUUUCAUCAACAGUUGCUCAAAAUUUGGGCAACCUUAGCUUUAAUAGAGGGUUAGAUGAUAUCGGUGAUUUGCUUGGUAAAACCCUACUGUUGGAGCUUGUUAGUACUGAGGUUCAACCAAAGACAGGAGAAGAGAAGAAAACAAUCAAAGCAUACGCUCAUCGAUUAAGUGUGAAUAAUGAUACAACAAAUUAUGAAGCCAAAUUUGUGAUUCCAGCAGAAUUUGGAGAAGUUGGCGCAAUUCUUGUUGAAAAUGAGCACCACAAAGAAAUGUACCUUAAAGAUAUUGUCCUUGAUGGUUUACCCUUUGGCUCUUUGCAUUUUACUUGUAAUUCUUGGGUGCACUCAAAAUUCGACAAUCCUGAAAAAAGGAUUUUCUUCACUAAUAGGUCAUACUUGCCAUCCGACACACCAAGUGGAUUGAAGAAAUUGAGGGAAAAAGAACUUGAUAUUAUGAGAGGAAACGGAGAAGGAGAACGUAAAGUAUAUGAAAGAAUAUAUGAUUAUGAUACAUACAAUGAUUUAGGAGAUCCUGAUGAUAAGAAAUCAGAUCUAACAAGACCAGUUUUGGGUGGUCAACAAUUUCCUUACCCUAGACGUUGUAGGACAGGACGUCCACCUACUAAGACAGAUCCAAAUUCAGAGACGAGAUCAGACAGUGUGUACGUACCAAGAGAUGAACAAUUCUCAGAGUUAAAACAGGCACAAUUCGGAUACAAAACAGUAAAAUCAGUACUUCAUGCAGUGGUACCUUCAUUAGAGACAGCAAUGGUUGAUCCUGAACAAGGUUUCCCAUAUUUCACAGCCAUUGAUUCACUGUUUAAUGAAGGUGUUAAGUGUCCUGAUUUGGAGAAACAUGGUUUAUUCGAUGUUUUACCAAGGAUGAUUAGAAGUGUUACUGCUUUUGAAGACAAGGUUCUUCGUUUUGAGGUCCCUCACUUGUUUGAUCGAGAUAGAUUUUCUUGGAUUAGGGAUGAGGAGUUCUCUCGUCAAACUCUUGCUGGCUUGAAUCCUUUAAGCAUCAAAUGUGUCAAGGAAUGGCCAUUGAAGAGUAGUUUAGACCCUCAGGUAUACGGUCCACCGGAAUCAGCAAUAACAAAAGAAUUAGUAGAGAGCCAGAUAAAAGGCGCCAUGACCGUUGAACAGGCUUUAAAGGAGAAUAGAUUAUUCAUAAUAGAUUACCAUGAUGCAUUUUUACCAUACGUGAACAAAGUUAGAGAGCAACAUGGAACAACAUUGUAUGGAUCAAGAACAUUGUUCAUAUAUGAUGGUGAAGCAUUAAGACCCCUUGCUAUUGAGUUGGUUCGACCACCUUCAGAUGAUAAACCACAAUGGAAACAAGUUUUUACUCCAGGAAGUAGUGCUACUAAAGCUUGGCUUUGGAAGCUUGCUAAGGUCCAUGUCCUUGCUCAUGACUCUGGUUACCACCAACUUGUCAGUCACUGGCUAAGAACACAUUGCUGCACAGAGCCAUACAUAAUAGCAGCAAAUAGACAGUUGAGUGCAAUGCAUCCAAUAUAUAGGUUAUUGCAUCCAUACUUCCGAUACACCAUGGAGAUUAACGCACUUGCUAGACAAUCUUUGAUUAAUGCUGGUGGUAUUAUCGAGAGUUCCUUUGCACCUGGGAAGUACUCCAUUGAGGUUAGCUCUGUCAUUUAUGGUCUCGAAUGGCGAUUCGAUCAAGAAGCUUUACCAGCUGACCUUCUUCAAAGAGGAAUGGCAGUAGAAGACCCAACCGCACCACAUGGACUAAAAUUAACAAUAGAGGACUAUCCAUACGCAAGUGACGGAUUAGAAUUAUGGGCAGUGAUCAAGCAAUGGGUAUCAGAUUACGUAACCCAUUACUAUCCGGAUUCAGAGCUAAUUCAAUCGGACCAAGAGCUUCAAGCUUGGUGGACGGAAGUACGAACCAAAGGACACCCCGACAAGAAGGACGAACCUUGGUGGCCGAGCCUCGAAACACCGGAAAAUCUGGUCCAUAUAAUCACAACAAUAAUAUGGGUGGCUUCAGGGCACCAUGCAGCUGUAAACUUUGGUCAAUAUGCGUAUGCAGGUUACUUUCCAAAUAGACCAACACUUGCUAGGACUAAAAUGCCUACGGAAGAUCCUACUGAAGAGGAAUGGAAACAUUUCCUUGAAAGGCCUGAGGAUGUGCUUCUUAGGUGCUACCCUACUCAAAUACAGGCAACUAAAAUUAUGGCAAUUUUGGAUGUGCUUUCGGGUCAUUCACCAGAAGAAGAAUAUAUAGGAGAACAUAUGGAGUCAGCAUGGGAAGCUGACCCUAAGAUUAAGGCAGCUUUUGAGAAGUUUAGUGGAAGAUUAAAGGAGUUAGAAGGAAUUAUUGAUGAAAGGAAUGCCGAUGAGAAACUCAGAAAUCGAAGUGGUGCUGGUGUUGUUCCUUAUGAAUUGUUGAAACCUUAUUCUAAACCAGGUGUUACUGCUAUGGGUGUUCCAAACAGCAUCUCUAUUUAAUUAAACCACUUUUAUUAAUUAGGUUUCUUAUUUCUAUGUUUGUGUGAAGUACUUUUAGAUGUCUAAGCACAUUUUGCAACAUAUGUGAUUGUGGAUGUUUGUAAAAUUGUGAAGUUUGUAUUUCUCACCAAUAAAGUUCAUAAUAAAAGUUAUUUGUAAUUA
Molecule: messenger RNA, 3004 nt
Organism: Amaranthus tricolor (Joseph's coat)
Lineage: Eukaryota; Viridiplantae; Streptophyta; Magnoliopsida; Caryophyllales; Amaranthaceae
Product: linoleate 13S-lipoxygenase 2-1, chloroplastic-like
Exons: 10
Coding region: 101-2842 (913 amino acids)
Biological process (GO): lipid oxidation
Molecular function (GO): metal ion binding; protein binding; oxidoreductase activity, acting on single donors with incorporation of molecular oxygen, incorporation of two atoms of oxygen
Source: RefSeq, a predicted model, not a curated record